GAGGGGGGUGGUGGACAUCACCCCCCUCCCCUCCUCCACCACCAAAAAAAAAGACGCGAACGAGAGUUGAGCCGCGGAAAGAAAGCAAGAAGACGGCGGCAAACCCAAAAAAAUUCCUCGAAAGUGUGCAGAGAAGGCUACGAACAUCAUCAACAACAACAACAAACUACAUCCUUCUCCACGCGAAAUGGAAUCGUCGGCCGCGGCUGUUAAACGAAACCAGGCGCUGAGGUUGGUGGACCUUGCCGUGAGCCACCAGCACGCGUGCCAGACCCUCGCCGGCUCGGCCUUCAGCGACUUCGCCGGCUACCCGCAGUCGCAGCCGCUCACUCACCCCUCCGUCGAGGGCACCGCGGGGGGGUCCCAGGCGGCGUCGCACGCAUUCGAACCGCCCGGGGAAGUUUCAGGAUCCGCCCUUAAAUUAAGCCCCCCUCCCCAUCUGCCGGGACACGUCGAUCUCCUGGCGGGGUCCCACCACCACCAGCACCACCACGCCACCACCACCACCGCCACCACCGCGGGUGGCUUUAGUGCUUCUGUCGCGGGCGGGGUGGACUAUGGGAGUCCCGUUGCGCGUGCGAACUACUCCGGCGGACGAGACUUCAUCAUACGCCAGAACAUCACGGCAGCGGCGGCGGCGGUGGCUGCCACAACAGCGAUGCCCGGCCUCAACGACCCGCUCGGAGACGCCAUGAGCAGCGGAGGAGGAGGUGGAGGAGGAGGAGGGGGAGGAGGAGGAGGAGUUGGUGGCGGUGGCCAAGGACACAGGGAGCAGGUUCCGCACGGAGGCGGUCACGGACUCAACGGGCAGAUGCGUCUGGCUCUCCCGCUCGACGUUUACGCGCGGCACCACCACCACCAUCACCACCACCACGCAGAGUACGCGGCUCAGCUCGGUCGCACCCAGGACCCCUUCUCGGCUGCGGCGGCCGCGGCCGCUGCGGCUGCCGCAGCUGCCGCAGCUGCCGCGGCCGCGGGCUCGUCGCUCCACGGGUUCAGUUCUGGCGCUUUCUUCCGCUACAUGCGCCAGUCCGUGAAACAGGAGUUGCUGUGCCGCUGGGCAGAGAGGGGUCCUGUCCCAUCCCUGCAGCAGCAGCAUCACCAUCACCAUCAUCAGCAGCAUCAGCAACAGCAGCAGCAGGGAGGAGCGCCCAAAGCAUGCGGACACACGUUCGCGAGCAUGCACGAGUUGGUGGCGCACGUCACGGGAGAGCACGUGGGUGGGCCCGAGCAGGCCCACCACGUGUGCCACUGGGACGAGUGUCCCCGCGAGGGGAAGCCCUUCAAGGCCAAGUACAAGCUGGUGAACCACAUCAGGGUGCACACGGGCGAGAAGCCCUUCCCGUGCCCCUUCCCCGCCUGCGGCAAGGUGUUCGCUCGCUCCGAAAACCUCAAGAUCCACAAGAGGACGCACACAGGCGAGAAGCCGUUCAAGUGCGAGGUGGAGGGCUGCGACCGCCGCUUCGCCAACAGCAGCGACCGCAAGAAGCACAUGCACGUGCACACGUCGGACAAGCCCUACCUGUGCCGCGUGCGCGGCUGCGGCAAGUCGUACACGCACCCCAGCUCGCUGCGCAAGCACAUGAAGGUGCACUGCCGCCCCUCGGGACACUGCAGCGACACGGAGCCAUCGAGUCCUCCCAAGGGCUCGUCUGGUGGCGGUGGCGGUGGCGAUAGUGGUGGUGGUGGUGGUCGUAACCACCACCACCAGCAGCAAGACCAUCAGCAGCAGCAGCAGCACUCGCUGCUCGGGCGAGUGCUGCACGCGCACAAGCAGCAGGAGCUGAGUCUGCAGCGCCAGCUGCACUCGCUUGCGCAGCCGCAGCCGCAGCACGCUGCUCGUGCCGCUAACAUGAAUGAGUGGUACGUGUGCCAGAGCGCCGGCGGCGGGGUCGGGUCGCCGUCUCCACGGCAGCCUUCGUCUUCACCGGACCUUCAGUGAAGGCCAUCCACUCACCCCACCCACGUACUACCAACACAGCCGCUCCCCAACCCCCCCCACACACACCCACACUCACUCACUCACACACACACCCGCACACACCCACACCCACCCACACACACACACACCUACCCACACACACACACAAACAUCCACACACACACACUCACACACACACCUACCCACACACCCACACACACCCACACACACACCCACACACACACACACCCACACACACACACUCCCACACACACACCCACCCCUGCCCCCCACCUCUCCCACACUCACCACGACUGCUCCACUGAACUGAAGCUCCGCACGAAUCAUUAAAACAGAAACCCCGACCGCUUCAGUGUCGCGGCAACGAUCAUCUGUGGUGGUGGUGGCGGUGGUGGUGGCGGUGGUGGUGCUGUGAUGGUUGGUUUGGUGGGGUUCGGGUGAUAUUUAUUUUGCUGGUUCAUUGCUUUGUUUCGUUUCGGGGGCGAAGUACAUUGACAAUUGAAGACUGUCUCGUGACGAAGCGGGGCUGGUUGGUUGAUUAGACGGUCCGCUUUUGGGUUGUUUGGUUGACAAAUCGGAUGGCCGUAAUGGCAGGCAGGCUGGUUGAUGUAUUGUCAGCCGCUAGACUGCCUCACUGGGUUGUUUUUACUGGUUGGGAUGGUGAACAGACUGCAGGCUGGAUGGCUGGUGAGCUUAUAGUUUCGUUGGUUGGCUGUGUGCGUAUGUCUGACUGUUGGGUCGCUUGGCUGACUGAUUGACUCGCAGGCCGGCUGGCUGACUGACUGUCGGCUUGGCACCGCUGUGUGGACGUGUGGCUGCUGGAUUGAUGAGCUGGUGAGUCGGCGAGUUUGUUUGGUUGGUGGAGGGCGUAAGAGGAGGUGGAGAGAC
This is a messenger RNA of Lethenteron reissneri (Far Eastern brook lamprey), 2830 nucleotides long. Its product is annotated as zinc finger protein ZIC 1-like. Gene Ontology annotation, biological process: regulation of transcription by RNA polymerase II. The record is from RefSeq and is a predicted model, not a curated record. Lineage: Eukaryota; Metazoa; Chordata; Hyperoartia; Petromyzontiformes; Petromyzontidae. Gene Ontology annotation, molecular function: RNA polymerase II cis-regulatory region sequence-specific DNA binding; DNA-binding transcription factor activity, RNA polymerase II-specific. Gene Ontology annotation, cellular component: nucleus.